AUGGAACCCGAAGUGAAGGACGAAAAGCAGCUCCACACGGUUCUCGUCACCGACGUCGAGUCCGAUAUCGACUUCAGAGACAAGGACGAAGCGCUGCGGCUUGUGGGCCUCGAGAAAGCGUCCUCGUUCACCGAGGAAGAAUACAACAGAAUCCGCAGGAAGCUUGACUUUGUCAUUCCACCCUUGUCUGCGGCAGUGUACUGCACUCAGUAUCUCGACAAGACCGCGUUGGGCUACGCGAGCAUUAUGGGUUUCCCAGUCACCGGGCAGGGCUAUAAUCUAGUCUCCCUAUCCUUCUACAUAGGAUUCUUGAUCUGGGUUUUUCCCUCGAUGUACAUCGCACAGCGGCUUCGGCUCGGGAAGUACCUUGGUGCUAACAUUGUGGCCUGGGGCGCUAUCAUGAUGUUGCACGCAAUCCCUAAGUCGUUUGGCCCCUUCUUCGCCCUGCGGCUGCUUCUCGGCAUGCUUGAGAGCUGUGUCGCACCCAUCCUUAUCCUGAUUGUGUCUAUGUUCUACAGGAAAGAUGAGCAGGGGAGUCGCAUGGCGUGGUUCUACAUGAUGAACGGCGUCGCGGGCAUAUUCGGCGGAUUCCUGGCCUAUGGAAUCUCCUUCAUCCCCGACCGUGGCUUCGCGCCAUUUAAGAUCAUCUACCUCAUGCUCGGGGCAUUCGCCAUCGCGGUCGGGGUCGCUGUGCUCCUCUGGAUGCCCGACUCGCCCGCCAACGCACGGUUCCUCACGAAGGAGGAGCGCGUGACCGCGAUCGAGCGUAUCCGCGACGGGCAGUGCGGGACGGAGAACAAGCGGCUGAAGAAGGAGCAAGUCGUGGAAGCACUAUUGGACUUGAGGACGUGGCUGAUCGUUCUUGCAACACUCCUAACGAACAUACCGAACGGGGGCCUGGCGAACUUCACGAACAUCAUCGUGAAAGGCUUUGGAUACACGACGAAACAAACCCUUAUUCUGUCAACUCCCGGGGGCGCAAUCGGUAUCGCUAGCGCGAUCCUUUGCGGAUGGUACUCCGACAAAGCCAACGAAAGGAUGCUACCUAUUGUGUGGUCCCUGAUACCGACACUCGCUGGUGCAGCGAUGCUGGUGGGACUCAAUGGCACCUCCCAAAAAGGCGCACUUCUCUUCGCGACCUGGAUCGUCGGGACGUACGGGUCCUCACUCGCGAUUAUCUACGCAUACAACGCGUCGAACACGUCCGGCCACACGAAGAAGGUCACGGUGAAUGCGCUCACGCUCGCCGCCUUCUGCGUCGCGAACAUCGUCGGCACGGAGACGUUCCUCCCGAAAGACGCACCGGGCUACCUCCCAGGAAAGAUCUCCAUCUUGGUACUGCUGUCCGCGCAGCUCGUGCUGUGCUUCGUCAUCCGCUGGGUGAACUUGUGGAUGAACCGGAAGAAACAGCGCGCGCUUGAAGCGAUGAAGAGACGGAACGGGUGGUCGGACCGAGACGUGCAGCGAGAGCGAGAGAGAGCCGCGUUUUCGGACAUGACAGACAAGCAGAACCCAUUCUUCGUGUAUACGGCUUGA
Trametes versicolor FP-101664 SS1 is the source of this 1536-nucleotide messenger RNA. RefSeq names its product MFS general substrate transporter. NCBI's taxonomy places the organism in Eukaryota, Fungi, Basidiomycota, Agaricomycetes, Polyporales, Polyporaceae. Gene Ontology annotation, molecular function: transmembrane transporter activity. The coding region runs from base 1 to 1536 and encodes 511 amino acids. Gene Ontology annotation, cellular component: membrane. The transcript has 16 exons. Gene Ontology annotation, biological process: transmembrane transport. The record is from RefSeq and is a predicted model, not a curated record.